AACCCGGAAGUUAACAGGUGUCGAAUCGUGACGUCAAACUUUCACGUAUAGACCAGUGUCAAAAGUGAAAAGGAUAAAUGUGAACCGGUUAGUUAGAAAAAAGACCUCGGUACGGUUGUAUAUCAAGUUAUCGAUUUUCUAAAUCUUCUAUAGAUAUUUAGCCGUUGUGAUUAAGUCUUCCUGGUUUUCCAAAAUGACUUGGAAAGUGACAUUGGUGGUGACUGUCGUAUUCAUAGUGUCAAGCUGUUUGGUGAUACAAAGUCUUUCUGAACCAAUUAAGGAUGUUUCAGAGAGUUCACAGGAACACGAUUCUAAGAAGAAUCAUGAGGAGAGUUCAGAUGAGGGCUCAAUCAUUCACACACUGAGGAAGAGCAAGGGCAACCUCGGAUUUCUUCAUGCCUUCGUAGCCUCCCUGUCUGUCAUCAUUGUCUCAGAACUCGGCGACAAAACAUUCUUCAUAGCAGCCAUUAUGGCCAUGAGACACUCGCGUCUGACUGUGUUCACUGGGGCCCUGGGAGCUCUGGGAUUGAUGACAAUAUUGUCAGCUCUGUUGGGGUAUGCCACGACCAUCAUCCCAAAGAAGGUGACCUAUUAUGCUUCCUCUAUUCUGUUUGCUGUGUUUGGAAUGAAAAUGUUAAAAGAAGGUUAUGAUAUGUCCCCUGAUGAAGGACAGGAGGAGUAUGAGGAGGUUCAGGCAGACCUGAAGAAACGAGAGGAGGAGUUAGAAAAGCAGAAUGUUCCCGUGGAGGAUAUAGAGACUGGCAUUAUACGUACACCAGGGCGGCGCUGGUUCCAGGGAAUUCUAGGAACAAUUUUCUUACAAGCAUUUACCUUGACAUUUCUAGCAGAAUGGGGGGAUAGAUCUCAAAUUACAACAAUCAUAUUAGCUGCCAGGGAGGAUGUGAUGGGGGUCAUCAUCGGGGGGACUCUAGGUCAUGCAAUCUGUACUGGCAUCGCUGUGUUAGGGGGGCGGAUCGUGGCACAGAAAAUAUCCGUCAGAACAGUGACGUUGAUAGGUGGCGUGGUUUUCCUAGUGUUUGCAUUGUCGGCAUUCUUGGUGCCGGGACACGAUUUGUGAGUGUGGAUAUCAUUCGUAUGGACUCUACACUCAUCUUACUCAGACAAGUCUUUUUACAGAGAAAACAACUCAUUGGACGGUGAUAGAUUAUGGUCAUCCAGCCAUGACGUAUAUGUGAUACAUUUUAUGAUGAAUCAUGAGGAAUGGUUCCUUCUGUAUUGCAAGGUGAUGGAGAAGCUGCGAGGACUUUUGUUAUAUAUUCCAGCAAUAUUUCAAAACCAAGACGUUAAAUCAUUCUCUUGCACUUCUGACAGUCAAUUUACAUUUCUGUGGCUGUUUGAAAUUAGCUCCUGGGGAGAAAACUGCAGAUUCACCUUCUGUGAGACAAAGAACAAUUCUGCAUGCAGCUGUUAUUUAACUGAUAAUCAAAUUCAUUGUAAUCCUUAAUAAGCAAGUAUUAACCGGGGGCUCCUCCCCCUCUCCCCCGUAAAUCUUGUUAAAAAUACUUAUCUUUGUCCAUUGUAAUGUAAUUUUAGUCAUAAAAUGCUAUGUCUCAGACUCUUAGUUUAGGUUGGACACUGGGUGAAAAAUGACAUGGGUGUCCUCCCAAUUUUUAGAUCUGCAUGUGGUCAGUGUACAUUUCUAUACAACUUAUAAGGGUGUAAUUGGACAUAUCUUUUGUUAAGUCACUCAGGUGAAGAGGCCUAUUGCUAUCCGUGCCCAUCCGCAGCUGGUGUUAAAGUUUAGUGAAUAGUUGUAUAUUGAAUAAAAAAUUAUGUGGUGCCUGUUACAGACUUCUCAGAAAUGGGUAGGUAGGUUGAAUUUCUUUAUUUUUUAGACAUUAAGAUUUAGGGAUUGUGUUCACAUGAUCAUAGACGGCAGUCCCAGGGAUUACGUUGACAUGAUCAUAGACAGCAGUCCCAGGGAUUACGUUGACAUGAUCAUAGACAGCAGUCCCAGGGAUUAUGUUGACAUGAUCAUAGACGGCAGUCCCAGGGAUUAUGUUGACAUGAUCAUAGACAGCAGUCCCAGGGAUUAUGUUGACAUGAUCAUAGACGGCAGUCCCAGGGAUUAUGUUGACGUGAUCAUAGACAGCAGUUCCAGGGAUUGUGUUGACGUGAUCAUAGACAGCAGUUCCAGAGAUUAUGUUGACGUGAUCAUAGACGGCAGUCCCAGGGAUUAUGUUGACAUGAUCAUAGACGGCAGUCCCAGGGAUUGUGUUGACACAGUAAAGAACCCCACAGCUGUGGCUUUGAGUGUGAUGCAUAGAUCUAAAUUUGUAGCACUUCACCUCUUUAAUCUUUAAAUGGGUACAAGAUUCUUCAAUGGUACGUGUAUGUAGGUCAACAAACAGAUCAAUGGCUCAUAAGCUGAAAAUGCAACACAAGAAAUACUCUUUACUCCUGAACCUCUAGCUCCACUUUACACAAAGGUUGCUUGUGACCAGAAAGUGUGACAUGACCCCGAGCUAAGGUCAAAGUUGUUAAAACAUUAUUGAGUUUGGGCCACUGCUUUAAUAGUAGCCCAUAUUUGAAACAAAGAUUGCUUGUAACUACACAUAAUACUUUUUAUGUUGUGCUCUGCGUUAUACUCGGGUGACCGCUAAGGUCCAUGGGCCUUUGUUGAUGCCUGUUUUGGUGUUUUAUUUGACUAUACAGUGGAUACUUAAAUUUAUUGCAAAAUGUUGAAGUAUUAAGUGAUUCACUUCUAUAGUGCAGCUCAAAUUCACCCUAUAUAAUUCCAGGAUACAUGUAUAUCAUUCACCAUCAAACAUUAUCAAACUGUGGAGUGUGCCAAACAUGGAGAUUGUAAUGUCAGAAUCCUGUAUUAUUGUGUGUGUUCUGAAUGAGUAGUUAAAGCGCUUAUUUUACAGACACCCUGUAUUUAUCUUCCAUAGAUCUCACAAGGGUUUCAUUGAUAGAAGGUGUGUAUUUGUUAGUAUUGUGUAUAAAAGAGUAGAAAUCAUCGAUUUUAUAGAAUUUUACAGUGAAACUGCCUGAUCAUGCUGAUUUGAAACAUUUGAAAUGUUUGAGGACAAUACUCUUAUUAUACCCUCAGCAAAGAAAGUUUGGGGGGGGGGUGUACUUGAAUCACCUUGUCUGUUAAGGGGGGCUUUGUGUUAUGUUGUCAUUGUCCUCAGUAUAUCAAAAAACACAUUAAUUCAUUUAUGUAGUAUUUUCUGAAUUGAUUUCAGUAUUAGUACAUGUACAAUAUACUACAAAAUUUUAAACUGUAUAUAUGCUGUUAUAGUGUGGAACAUUGUUAUUGAAUAUUAAGGUAUGGACAGAGAUUUAAGGAGGAAUAACACAUCGCAAUGUGACUGAGUUCCUUUCGGAACAAACAUGGAAAAAUAAAUAUUAUGUAUUGUUGUUAUUGCUUAGAUGGUUAGUUCAGUGAGUUAAUUCUUUAUGGAUAUUGAUAAAUAAAUCAUGAACGGUCUUGAUAUUUUUUUUUUUUUUUUUGGAGGGAUUGGUGUGAUUUUCUACUUUAUCUGUAUUUUUUGCCCUCUAAAGAUGGUAAAUGUUUGAUUUUUUUAAUUGCAAAACAUUGUUGAUGAUAUCUGAUGUGUUAUAUGUGUGCCACCAUAAAGUUUGAGAGUAUUGAAUGAAAGACACUGGCUGUACGGUGUUAUACCACCUUAAGAUUUGAUAGUAUUGAGAGAGAGAGAGAGAGAGAGAGAGAGAGAGAGAGAGAGAGAGAGACUGACUGUGUAUGGUAUUAUGCUGCCUUAAGGUUUGGGAGUAUGGAGUAAGAGUAGCUGAAUGUAUGGUGUUAUAUCGCCUUAAAGUUUGAAAAUAUUGAGUGAGAGAUGUGGAUUUUAUGGUGUUCUACCACCUUAAGGUUUGAGAAUAUUGAGUGAGAGACACGGCUUUUAUAAUAUACCUUUUGUGUUUAUGUGUGUUAAUUAAUAAGCAAGAAUCAACCAUGUCUUCUAAUCUGUGUUGUGUUCACAUAAACUAGUUUUAUCACAGGUACAGAGAAAGCGACAUAUUUAUUCUUAUUUUGUCUGAUUGAGUUUUAAUUAGUUUCCCAUUACUAGUGAGGCACAUUUCAACAGACACUAUUUGUGUGUAAUAUCGGUAUGGAAAAAAUUGAAAUGUGAAAAAUGCAUUCCAAGAACGUAAGAUAGAACAACAUUAAAUUAUUACAAGAGUUA
Messenger RNA from Ostrea edulis (European flat oyster), 4175 nucleotides. Its product is annotated as transmembrane protein 165-like. Gene Ontology annotation, biological process: manganese ion transmembrane transport; Golgi calcium ion transport; Golgi calcium ion homeostasis. The transcript has 7 exons. The record is from RefSeq and is a predicted model, not a curated record. Bases 194 to 1078 code for a protein of 294 amino acids. Gene Ontology annotation, molecular function: calcium ion transmembrane transporter activity; manganese ion transmembrane transporter activity. Gene Ontology annotation, cellular component: Golgi apparatus. NCBI's taxonomy places the organism in Eukaryota, Metazoa, Mollusca, Bivalvia, Ostreida, Ostreidae.